Zygosaccharomyces rouxii is the source of this 558-nucleotide messenger RNA. RefSeq names its product Ics2p (gene ICS2). The record is from RefSeq and is a predicted model, not a curated record. Bases 1 to 558 code for a protein of 185 amino acids. NCBI's taxonomy places the organism in Eukaryota, Fungi, Ascomycota, Saccharomycetes, Saccharomycetales, Saccharomycetaceae. The transcript has a single exon.
AUGAACUUCAAUGUACCUGAAGAAGAGCGGUACAAUUUGGAAAAAUUUCGUUUCCCCAUGAGGGACGAGAGGGAUCACAACAUUCCGGAAUCUUUGAGAAGACUAGGUUUGGAACCUUCAACUACAAGACAUCGUCAACUGGAUAUCAAGAACCUGAGGGAUCAGGUACCAGACGAUGGUUCACUUUUUCAAGAGUUGUCAAGGUACAGAAUGGUUCCCGUUUCAAACCAUCGCCGUCAACGUCACCAUAGCAGAGGUUUACAGAAGACUCUUUCACCACGCAGCAAAGGCGAUGAGAGAAAGAGCGUAUCACCGCUACGGCAUCUGCAACCUCUUCCCGCAGACAGUGAUUAUGUCUACCAUUCACCAAGUGAAACUAUACGUAACUUGAACGAACAGAUGGAAAGGAAUUUUAAUGGCCGUUAUGGAUCAUUGGUAGAAUUUGCAGACAACAACCAACUUGAUGUUGAGGGUAAAAAUUUUGCUAGUUGUGAAGAGCCAAAAAUCGAUUUGGAACAAGGUUUUGAAGAGGCUCUGAGAGCAACUAGAAUCAGUUAG